This is a messenger RNA of Clupea harengus (Atlantic herring), 3964 nucleotides long. RefSeq names its product circularly permutated Ras protein 1. Lineage: Eukaryota; Metazoa; Chordata; Actinopteri; Clupeiformes; Clupeidae. Gene Ontology annotation, cellular component: endoplasmic reticulum exit site; COPII vesicle coat. Gene Ontology annotation, molecular function: SNARE binding; zinc ion binding. The record is from RefSeq and is a predicted model, not a curated record. Gene Ontology annotation, biological process: endoplasmic reticulum to Golgi vesicle-mediated transport; intracellular protein transport; COPII-coated vesicle cargo loading.
UGCCCUUGAUUGGGAGUAUAGUGCAAAUGUGAACCUGUUUAGUGUUGAAUGUGAAUGUGAUUUUGUGUGAGUGAAAGUGCUCAUUGCAGCUUCAUAAGCUCACAGAAGAAAAGAAACACUGUGAGACCUACACAGGACAUGCAAGUGCUGUGAAGUGGGGAGUGUAUCCUCUGGAUUGAUUUGAAAUCGAGUCCAUUACCAGUACCAGAUGAUACUGUAAUUGUGGAGUUGGAACAAUGCUAGUAAAUCAGUGGAUUUUCUUUCAGACUUCUUACUGUGUUCCCUUGGCAACCUUUCCUGAUUGUGAGCGAGGGUGAAGGUGAUUGUGAGCAAGGGUAAAGGUUUUUGGAGAUAAAGUAGAAGAACGGAAACAGGGAGGGGCAGAUGAGUGAUUACCAGUGUGUCAGCAAGUUGGUGAAUUCACCCGGCAGCUCAAAGACAACUGCUAAAACGGAGGAUCACACUCUGUUUCUGUUCUCUGUUCUAAACCACACUCCUUACUUCCUGCUAUGUGUGGGUGUGUGUGUGUGUGUCAAUGUGAAAGAAGAAAAAGAAAAGCUCUCUAACAGUAGGGUUCAACGUGCUCGUUCUACUGAGAGCUGUAACAAGCAGGUACUGUGUUUUGCUUUACUCCUACUCUGUGAACAUUAUCCUUAUUUAUCUCUUUAUGUAUAACGUGGAAUAGUACAGAAAGCUGGAUUUAUUUCUUUAUUUAUUUUUUCCCCAGAAGUCCUUGUUUGACACCGCUGUUGUGUCAUAAUAUUCAAUUGUCGUUGCAUAUCAUUUUGAUGGUCAUCUGAAUCUGAACUCUCAACGCCAUCAGAAGGUGCAUUACUAAAACAUAUCUGUUCCAAUAACCACCCUAUAUUAAAGUUUGUAUUCCAGAUGAAUGUGUGGCUUCAUAAAGACAUAUACAACUGUUAUAUAAGCCAGAAAAGCCAGAGCAGGAAAUGAGUUGGAUUAUAAAAAAAGAUUCUGUUAACUGCUUAUGGGCAUAACAUCCUUACUCAAUUAUAUGUGUUGGCUUGUAUCAGUCUUUGGUACCUAGAGAGUUCUAUUCAUCUAAUUCACUUUAAUCUGUCUUGUUUUUCUUUGCCUGUCCUUGUGUCUUUCUGUCUUGAUGUCUUUUUUCUAUGACCAGAUGGAGUUUGCCUGUAGUCACAUUGUGUGUAACUGGACGUCUGGUACCAUGGUUACAGGUCUCUCUUCCUCAUUACCUGGUGCUACGAGUGACCCCACCACCUGCCCUCCUCUCCCAAGGCCCCGCUCCGUCUGCGAUCAUGACUAUGACAACCGCAUCUCUGUCAUUCCCAAAGCAGCACGGGCAUUGGUUCCCCCACCUGUGCCCCCACGCCACUUUGACUCUCCAGCACCAAAACAGCCACAUGCCACCUCAGAUCCACCCCCCGUACCCCCUCGAGGGAUGGAGGGGAGUGGGGAGAGUCCCAUCAAAGCCAAUGUCAACGUUCUUUUAAUUAAUGUGGGGCAGCUAGUAGACAUCAGUAAAGCCAGUGGUAUCCAGAGCAACCAGAAGCCAGUGUACUGUGAGAGAUGUAGAGCGGUCAUGUCAGCAGUUAGCAAUUCACAAAACCGACAGAAUACAAAUGGGGUGUGGUGCUGUGAAUUCUGUGGGACAGAAAACCACUUGUCAGGUCCUGGGAUGCUCAGUCGACACCCCCAUCUGCUUCUCCAGCGCCCCUGUCCUGGUCGGGAUGUUCUGUAUGUGAACGAAGAGCUUGAUGCAGAUUAUGAGAACCUGGAGGACAUGCUGGUGGUGUUCUGCGUGGAUGUUUCUGGAAGCAUGAGUGUCACCUCGGAGAUCGCACCUGGAAAUGCCAUGAGGUCUCCCACAUAUGUGUCACGACUGCAGGGUGUUCAGGACGCCCUUCAUAAGGCACUGUCCUCCCUGCUGCAGAAGUCUCCCCAUCGGAGAGUUGCCCUGGUUACAUUCAACGAUGAGGUGACUGUGUACGGCGAUGGCACCGCUGUUCCAGUCACGGUAAAAGACUGGGCUCUUCUGGACUACGAUCACCUGAGGGAGCGAGGAGAGACACACUCCACCCCACACUGCAUCGCUGAGAGCCUGCCGUCCCUCACCAAACGGGUGAAAGAACUGAGAGAGCAUGGUGCCACGGCACUUGGUCCUGCAGCCCUUGUCUCCGUGGCAAUGGCCUCACAGUACCCCGGGUCAAAGGUGAUUAUAUGUACAGACGGAUGUGCUAAUAUUGGUUUAGGCCAGUUGGAGCAGGAGCAGAGCCAUAGCCCAGCGCCAUCGCCCUACUUCUACAGCCAGCUAGCCAAUUAUGCAACGGAGAAAGGGGUGAUUGUAUCAGUGAUGACAUUUGAAGGCGAGGAUUGCCGUCUCGCGGAAGUGGGAAGGCUAGCAGAUCUCACUGGGGGAAGGGUCAACAUUGUCAACAUUGGCACUGUGGCUACAGAAAUUCAGUCUGCUUUGGCAGACAACAUCAUGGCAACUGGGGUCAUGGCAACACUAUUGGCACCUGAUGGCGUGUAUUUCCCCUUUGAAGACGAUGAGGCCCACAAGCUGUUGAGGGAGAUUGGAAAUGUGACUGAAGGCUUCGAGAUCACAUUCCAGUUCGCUGUCAAACCAGACCAAGUGGAGAGCUUUCAGAGGAGGGAUAGGAUCCCCUUCCAGCUGCAGCUGGACUUCAGGACACGUGAUCUGCAGAAGGUCACCCGGGUCAUCACGCAGCAGAGGAGAGUGACGACCAGCAGCUGGGUGUGGGCAGGCAGUCUCAACAUGGGCGUGCUGGGAGUUCACUGUGCACAGCUGUGUGCCAGACUCACUAUGGAGGGGAGAGUGCUGGAGGCUCAGAAUCAGCUGCGUGCCCAGCAGGACUUGCUGAAAGACAUCAGCAAGCAGAGGCCGAGCCCUAGAGAGGAGAGUGUGUAUGGAAACUGGAUCAACACCAUGAGUAUGAUCUGUGAGGACCUGACCACAGACAACAAGGAUCUCUCCGAUGAAGCUGCUAAAGUGGUGUAUCAAAUGAAGAGGGCAAAGAGCGUCGCCAGUACUAAGAGGACGGCAGAAGCGUCGAAGAGUUAAUCAGAGAGCCGCUACAGCAGAUUGGCAGCCAAGGUGCUGCGGACUCAAGGAGUUCAGCCCUUAAAGACAUGUCAGCUGUCACCAGGACAUCAUGUGAGAAAUGGGCAGAUGUUAGUGAUGUGAUUUGUAUAAUUUGAUGUAUCGGCCCACAAUUAUGGAAUAUCAUUGUCAAAUUGUGGAUAUGAUGCUUGAAAGUGGACCAUGCUGAGUGACAAAACGUUUGCUUACAUAGGUUUAACGACACAACAUAUGUUUUGCUGUGCAAACAUCAAAAUCACUUUCAGACUUACAAUAAUGAUGUAAUGUAAUGUAAUGAUGAAUGACUUCUGGAGUAACAGGGAGAUGAUUGCCUGUAUUCUCUUCUGUUCGUUUGAACAUAACAUUGAACAUGAACAUGAACGUGAACAUAACAUUCUUUGUUUUAAGUGUUCUCCUGCAUUUAUUUGCAUUGCCUGAAAAUGUUCACAGCGCAAUAAAACACCUGGAAUAGAAACACAGAAUACACAGUUUUAGCAGCAGUGGUCUGAGCAAACCAGACAUUUUCCCUUUAUUUAAAAACAGCUGGAGCUAUGUUAUCACGGGAUGAUUAACACAGCUCUCACUCACCCAUACUGACACAGCUCUGAAGAGGUCACAGCUCAUCUUCCAGUAGAGGUUGCCACACUGCACACAUACUGUCACGUCAUCACAGUGAAUGCUGAUUAAUCCUACACAUCUACUUGUGUUUUAUUCCUUAAUGUGUUUUUAUAUUCAAUUGAUAAAGGAGUCCAAUGUAUCCAUUAAAGAAAGAAUGUAUAAAGGUCAUAUAGGGGUCAGAGGAAAAGCUGUGAAUUAUGGUUUUGUGUGUUUCUCCAACCUGGAUAAGAUAAGAAUAAAUAACUUUAUUUUACAACCCCA